GUCAUCGCGGGAUGAGAUGGGUGUGGCCUGGGGGGGGAGGCGAGAAGGGGGUAUAUAGGCAGCCCCAUAGGGCCAGGCGCUUUUAUCUAUUCUGCGACCUGAGACCCAUCAGCCUACCCGAGGGUUAUAUUGCUGCGCCUUAGAUCCAGUUUCUAGGACUGCCUUGAUUGAGCCAUGGCCUCUGCCGGUUUCCAGAUCCUGGGCAUGGCCCUGACAGUGGUGGGCUGGAUCGGCACGAUCGUCACCUGUACCCUGCCCAUGUGGAAGGUCACAGCUUUCAUCGGCAGCAACAUCGUGACGGCCCAGACCACCUGGGAGGGGCUGUGGAUGAACUGCGUCGUGCAAAGCACCGGCCAGAUGCAGUGCAAGGUCUACGAUUCCAUGCUGGCCCUGCCCCAGGACAUCCAAGCUGCCCGAGCCCUCAUGGUCAUCGCUGUGCUCCUAGCCGUCCUGGCCCUGCUGGUCGCGAUAGUGGGAGCCAAAUGCACCAACUGUGUGGAGGACGAGGACACCAAGGCACGCAUCGUCAUUGUCUCCGGCGCAGUCUUCAUCGUGGCAGGGGUCCUCUGCCUGAUCCCCGUCUGCUGGUCGGCCAACACCAUCAUCCGGGACUUCUACAACCCACUGGUGGUAGAGGCUCUGAAGAGAGAGCUGGGGGCAUCCCUCUACAUCGGCUGGGCAUCUGCUGCCUUGCUGAUCCUUGGGGGGGCGCUCUUGUGCUGCAACUGCCCCAAGAAGGAGAGCAACAACUACAGUGCCCGCUACACGGCGGCUGCCUCUCAACCCCGCAGCGACUACCCCAGCAAGAACUACGUCUAGGAGCGCUGGAAAUGAAGCCACCCAUUGUCCUGAUAGCCCACUGCGUUUGGGUGCCUUGGAGACAGGGUCACAUCCUUGCUCAGGGGCCACACGAUGAAUGUCCCAACUGAGAACCACACUUCUUGUUCAAGACUUCCCAACAUGUUGUUCCGUCAGUAUUUUCUUUCCACUGUUACAAAGUCGUAUAUGUAUAUAUUUAUAUAUAUAAUUUCCCCUCAAAAUCAGAACUCUCUUCCAGAGAACACCUUGGACUUGUAGUCAAUGUCCUCUUCUGUGUAGGUAGUUGGGGUAUUAUACUGCAAAAGUUAUUUCUCUAGGUAACUCUGAAAAGCGGGGAGAGGGGGAGAGAGUUGGAACGUUCAACCUGCCGGAUUCAACAAGGGACUGAAGUUGCCAAUGCCCUGGAGAUCCGAUCUUGUUCAGUAGGCUCUCUGGGGUGGGGUGGGGGGAGUGACAGGUGCUCCAUACCUGGUCAUCAAAGCUGUGAUGUGUUGUACAAUAUUACUUGUAAGCCAAAGGCCUGUGGCCAUCAAUGUUUUUGCUAACCUGUUUUAACCUUGCAUGCAUUUUCAUAUUGGAAGCCAGCUUCUAAUUUUUUUAGUAUGACGAAUGAAUAAAAAUUAUGAUUUUUUUUAUACAUA
Messenger RNA from Hemicordylus capensis (graceful crag lizard), 1460 nucleotides. RefSeq names its product claudin-4-like. Gene Ontology annotation, molecular function: structural molecule activity. The transcript is spliced from 2 exons. Lineage: Eukaryota; Metazoa; Chordata; Lepidosauria; Squamata; Cordylidae. Bases 175 to 819 code for a protein of 214 amino acids. The record is from RefSeq and is a predicted model, not a curated record. Gene Ontology annotation, biological process: bicellular tight junction assembly; cell adhesion. Gene Ontology annotation, cellular component: plasma membrane; bicellular tight junction.